CAUCCCUAAUUUCGGAAAGUCGUGCAUUAAUUAAACGCGUGGAAAUUCUGCUAAAACCAUCAAAAUAAAUUGAACGAAAUAGUCAAAAGCAUAGUAUGCGAUGGCGGCAAUCGCAUCACUAUGAAAUUUAAAUGUGAAACGUGUACUAAACGUUCUAAACAGCGCCGCGAUAUCUUUUGAGUGCUCAAAAGCGAAAAUGUUCAAAAGAACUAAAAACAAGUGCCCAAGUGUAUGCAAAUUUUAUUUGUAUUGUAAAAAUCAAUCGUAAAAAGAGUUUUGUGCGCUAAAUACGCAAAAAUUCAAAAUCAACGCUUUCUGCUGAAGUAAACAGAGUUGUGAAAAAUGAAGUGAGACUCCAAUGAACAAAUUAAACGCUCCAACAACGAAAGAUUGUUUAUGUAAAAUACAGUAUAUCAAACGGAUAAGAAGUCGCAACAUACAACGACGGACAACGAGAUUAACGGGACAUAAUAGUGGGUGCAAAGCAGCAACGGAAGAAGCAGGAACGACGCUGAAGAAUAUCAUAUCGCGCACAGUUAUGGUUGUAAUGGCUGACAAUGUAAUGUGGCACAGUGUUGGACACCCUCUAUGCAAUUCAAACGCGCACCGCCAACCAUUACCGUUAGGAGUCAGUCUGCAGCAGGCCAGCAGUGCCAGUACCAGAACCGGCGACGAAGAAAGCAUUUCUGGUUAUGCAUUAGGCCCCCAAUACUUUGGGGGCACGCCGAACCAGCUACAGCUCCAGCAUCAGCAGCAACAGCAACAUGACUGCAUUGCCAGUGAAGUAGUGUUGUGAAACGACAAAGCGCGACAAAGAACACAUCAACCAAGCGAGUAAUCUGAACUUAAAGCAGCCCCUCUCAACACAAAAAUAUCUUAUUUUAGUUAACAAAGCGAUCCAAACGGAACCCAGAAGAACCAUGCCCACGCACGACACAGUCUUCGUGGAGCCGGCUGUUAGCAGCACCAGCAGCGGCGGUGGCAGCGGAAGUGUCAGCAGCACGAGCAGCAGCAGCAUCAGAGUCGGGGGUGGGCCCCAGCAUCCACCUCCGCACAUCGUUAUCGAUGGCAGUAGUCUGUCCACGCAGGCGCAGCUGCAGCGCAUCAUGCACCGUCGAAUGUCGAUAAGCACGCGCCAGAUACUCAGCGCCAGCCAAAGCCAGCCCCAGCCGCCACCUUCCACCCAGAAGUACGCCGUGCGUACCACAGCCACGGGGGCAGCAUCGGGAGCCGGCGGCUCCACGCAGGAGCUGAUCAAUCCCCAGAUCUAUAAGAUUGUGACCACUGAUGGCAGCACCAGCAAUGUCAUUAUCGAUGCCGGAGCUGCUGCCCCGCCACACAACUCCAAGCUGCUUCUCAGCAAUCUCACGGUCCUGUCGAAGCAAGGGCCUGGGACGCCUGGCACCCAGCAGCACCAGCUCAAUUAUCUGGGGGCCAAGAAUUUGCCGUAUGUCACGGCCUCGCCCGCAAAGGGAAUGCAGCAGCAGCAGCCACAAAAAUUCGGAAGCAUCAGUGCGUUUAAGGCGCAGCAGCAACAGCAGCAACAGCAGCAGCAGAACCAGCAGCAGGCCACCUUGCAGAAGGUGACCCUGGGAUCCCGGGUGGCCACCCGCCUCCAGUCGUAUGUCCCGGUUAGCCAGCACUCGGCCAAUCCGCCUCAGAUAAUUAUCCAGCCGGCACAGCCCAAGUAUGUUAAUGCCACGGCGACGACUGUGGCAAAUGCUGCUGUCCUGAAGAAGGCCAAUCAGAAGAUCACGGUCAAGAGCGUGGGAAACAUGCUGCAGCAACAGCAACAACAGCAGCAGCAACAACAACAACAACUACAUGCACAACAGCUGAAGAACUUCAUUUCGCUCCACCAGCAGCAACAGCAACAACAGCAGCAGCAGUCCUACAAGGCGGGAACCAAGACAAAGUUUGUGAAGCAGUCGACGUCCCUGUCUAUAGCUGCCCUUCCCCAGCAGCAGCACCAACCCAGCUAUGGCAAGCAGGGAAUGUCCAUGUCCACGCCAACAAAGGUCACAAAACUAAGUAGCAAGUAUGUGCAGCAGCAGAUAAGUCUGCCGCAGGGAACCCAGCUGCAGCACAAAACAUCAGCGACAAGUGCCACGGCCGCCGGGUAUCUGCUGCAGCAGCAGCAGCAGGGACAGGGCCAGGGCUCGGGAUUGACCACCACCGCUGGAUCCAUAAAAUUUGUGAACUCGCACGGCACCGUUAUCCAGCAGCACCCCCAGCAGCAUCAGCUGCAGGCGAUGCAGAAGCGCACGCACUACAACAGCAGUGGCAGUAGCGAAAACGAGCAACACUCGGACAGGACUUCGUCCUCGCUGGUCACUGACGACGUGGUGAUCGUCAAUGGCACUCAGAUGACGGACGAGCUCUCGGCCCGCAUCCUGCAGAGCAUGGCCCAGAAGUCCUAUAGCCAGCAGCAGCAGCGCUUUCAUCAGACGCCUGGCAGUGGAAGUGGCAACACCCAAAUGCCGCCCCCCACUCAAAUCAUAUAUAGCAGUAGCAACAGCAGCAACAGCAACAACAACAGCAAUGGAGGAGGGGUGGCAGUGGCCAACAGUGCAGGAUCCCCGUCGGGUGGAUCCAAUCCUACUGGAAAUCUUCUGCUGACGCACUUCCAGACAUCCACGAAGGCUACCUCGCCCUCGUUUCUAUCGGUGGGGGCGAAUCCGACCGUGAGUUUGGCCAGCACGCCCUCGGUAAGCAUAUCCUCGCAUGGAUUCGCGAGCGGCAGUGCUGCCAUCUCCUCCUACAUGUCAUCCGCCACUGCUGCGCGUCGUCAGUCGGUAAGCGCGCCUAGCAGUCGGGCGGCUUCCCUGGAGCGAAAGCAGCAGCAGCACCAACAACAACAACAACAACAACAACACGAUUCUGCGCUGGGCAGUGCGCGCAAAGCACCCACUGUAAUCGAGUAUUACAACAAGCAUAGCAUCGGCAACAGCAUUACUACCGGCAGCAAUAAUCAAAUCGGAAAUACACCAAUGGGAGGAAAUACUAUGAGCAAAGUUGGUAGCACAAUUGGCCAGGUUAUUGGAAACUUCACUGGAAGCAACCGCACCAGCAAUGGACCGACCAUCGCAGCUACAAAUAUUCCAGCAUCGCCUGUUCAUGUACAGCCCAUUAGUGCCCCUAGUGUCCCGGAAGAGGGAGCACCGCCGUCGCCCUCGACAGCAUCAUCGCUGAAGGCCACUCCUCCACUGCUCCAGCAACAGCAGCAGCAGCAACCGCUUCAACCGCAGUUGGGCCCGAAUCAGGACGAGGACCUGUUCAUUGAGGAGGUGCGACCGGUGCCCGUGCAGACCCAGGAUCUGCGAUUGCAGCAGGUGCAUGCCAUCACACAGGAUCAUACCUACGCCUCGCAACAGCAGCAGCCACAGGCACAGGGACAGGCGCAGGGGGCAAACACAGCGGCAGCCACUGCUGGAUCGGGUUCGGCACAGCCGCAGCAAUGGUCGCUGGGCGGCAUUGGUGCGACAGUGGCCGGAGGGUCAGCCACACCCACACCCACAGCAGGCGGCGCUUAUGGCAGUUAUGGCGGCUAUGGCCAGCAGAUUACGCGCCAUGUGACCGACGAUGAUGCACACUCGGCGAUCAGCAGCAGUUCUCGCUUGGGACUGGCCAGCAUCGACAUGGAUCCGGGCGAGGAGACGGAGACAGCGCCCGAGGCUGAGGCUGAGGAUGAUUCAGUCACGCGUUGCAUUUGUGAUCUCACCCACGACGAUGGCUACAUGAUUUGCUGCGACAAGUGCUCGGUAUGGCAACAUGUGGACUGCAUGGGCAUCGAUCGGCUAAACAUCCCCGAGUUCUACAUGUGCGAGCUGUGCGAGCCGCGGGCCGUCGACAAGGCCAGGGCCAGGGCAUUGCAGCGCCAGAAGCGCAGAGAGCACAUGAUGUUGGUGGCCACGCAGGCGGCAAAUGGAGCCGCCGCCAUUGCAGCGGGUACUGCAGUGGCUGGUGGCACGGCUGGAGGACUACUUCUCGCUGGAGCUGGAGCUGGACCUGGACCUGGUCUGGCCAUUUCGGAGGACAACCAGCAACAUCGUCUGACAUCGGGUCUGAAUGGAGGAUAUGCCACGGGCACCGGCAUGUCGAAAAAGUCCAAGAAAACCAAAGACGGCACGGCGGGAACAGCUUCGCUCAAGAAGAACAAGAAGAGCGGCGGAGGAGGCGACAAGAACAGUAGCAUCAAUGCCAGCGGCGGCGGGAAGACCAGCAAGAAGAGCAGCAAACGUAAGUCCAAGUCCGGCGUAGACGGAGCCGGCGGCAGCGGCAGUAGUCCCGCUCUGACAGCGGCCGAGAAGCACGCGGCCAAUCUGCGCCUGUGGAUUGAGAACUACGAGUACGCGGUGACCAAUCACUACUCCCCUGAGCUGCGGGCCCGCCUGCACGCCAUACAGAAGCAGCCGAGCCUGCUGCAGAGCAUCCAGAACACGGAGAACAAGGCCCUGCGACAAAUCCAGAUCUCGAGUGCCGCCAGCGAGCUGGAGCAGCGGGCCCAGCUCAUACCUUAUGCGGGGGCCAAGGUGCUCAUCAGCAGCGUUGACCUGUCCCCGCACGCGCCCAUCCACGAGCUGCGCGGCAAGUAUAUGCUCACCACCCAGUUCCGCACCCAGAAUCCCACCGUCAACAUGAACACACCGCCGCCCAGCAACUAUCUGAACAGCUUCAAGGCCCACAAGACGCCCGGCCAGUUUGUGUUCUUUUAUCAGCUGCCCGGCGUGGAGGCCCCCAUGCAGACGCUGCGCCCGGACGGAAGUGCGCCGCAAGAGCAGCAGCAACCACCCGCCUAUCUCAAGGGACCGGAGGUGUGCGUCGAUACGCGCACCUACGGGAACGAUGCGCGCUUCGUGCGCAGAUCGUGCCGCCCCAAUGCCGAGCUGCAGCACUAUUUCGAGAAGGGCACACUCCACCUGUACAUUGUGGCCCUGACGCACAUCCGAGCCCAGACCGAGAUCACGGUGCGUCACGAGCCGCACGAUCUGGCUGCCGUGGAGCAAAAGAAGUCCGAUACCGCCGUCGUACAACCCACGAGCACGCGAUGCGCCUGCGACCUGGGCACCGAUUGCCUAUUUGCUCUGCCACUGGCCGUGCAACAGCAGCUGCAGGCGCCGCCUGCUCAGCCGCGGAGCAGUCACCGCAACAAGGCCGCAGCUGCAGUAGCGGCAGCCAACAGUGCAGCAGCCAUCCAGCUGACGAUGGGCCUGGGAGUGAGCACCGGAGCAGGAGGAGCAGUGCUGCCCAAUGCCAGAAAUCGGUCGACGUCGUCCAGCGGGGAGAGCAGUCACAUGGGUCUCAACAGUCCGCAGUUGAGCCAACUGAAUAUUGGCUUUAAGCCUUCGCCUGCAGUCGCCUGCCUGCAGAACACGCCGCCUGUUGUUGCUGCCGUCCUGUGCAGCAGUAGCGGAGGCAGCAACAGCAGCAACAACUCCUGCUCGGUGUCCAUGUCCAUGUCCAGUGUGCUGCACGACUCGGGCAUCUGCACGUCGUCCUCGUCGCCAUCGGUGUCUAUUCCCUCGCCGACGCCCAUCCAGCUGCAGUCGCCCACAUUGCAGCAGCAGCAGCAGUCUCAGAUACAAAUUGGAGCACAGCCUGCACAGCUGUCGCUGCUGCAACGGAGUCCCACACAGCAGCAGCAACAGAUCCUGGCCUCUCUGCCCACGCCCAUGCUGCUCUCGCCUCAGUUGCAGGUGGUUCCAACGCCACAGCACGCACAGCAGCAGCAGCAGCUGCAGCAAGUUGUGCUGCCCCCCACACCACAGCAAUCAUCGCUAUUGCAGCAGCAGCAGCAGCAGCAUCAUCUUCCACAGGAGCCUCUGGCGGUUAUAGCAGCAGCGGCGGCUGCUCAGCGACCCAUGGCCACCUACUUUGUCCAGCAGCAGCAGCAAUCGCCGCAGCGACAUGUAGUACAGAAACUUGUGUCACCGCAACAUCAAAUGCCACAGCAGCAGCAACAGCAGCAGCAAGUGCAACAAACGUUUCUUAAACAGCAACAUAGACAGCAGCAACAGCAGCAGCAAAUGGCUGAUGAGGCUCGAAUGGCAGUGAGUGCGCUGCAAACGUUGCACGCAGCACCCACUUCACAUAUUGUGACACCCAUUAAAGUGAUAGCCCCACAGCAGCAGCAGCAGCAGCCUCAAAUACAGCCACAGACUCUGUUACAACAGCAGCAACUGAGUCAACAUCAGCAACAGCAGCAGCAACAUCAGCAGCAACAACAGUCACCGCAGCAACAACAGCCACCGCAGCAGCAACAGCAGGUCAACUAUUCUACUAUUCAAGUGACACCGCCAACUAAAGUACUCACUGUGAAGAGUGUUCCCACGGCCGCCAACAACAUAAGCAUCUCUAAUCCGUCGCCUGCUCCAACGACAGGCACAAGGAAAACUCCAAUCAGGCAGCAGCAGCAGGGAGCACCACCAGCUGCCGUCGCAGAUGCCUCUCCAACAGCAGAAUCCAAAGAGGACGACGGACCCAGUGACACGCCGCCUCCACGCAACGCGGCCAAAGACGGAAAGAAGCCAUCGCGAGAGGACCGCAAGCUGGCGGCCAUAAUACGGGCCAUCGACAACAUGGAGAAGCGGGAGGCACGCGGCAAGAAGGAGACGCGUCAAAGCAGCGGAAAGCGGCAGGCGAGCAACUCCCCUGCCUCGCCCUGCGGUAAGCGGCGAAGGUCCGUCUCCAUCAGCGAAGAUGCCGAGACUCCUUCGGGCAUCAAUGCGGGUGUCCCGGCGACAACGCCACAGCGUAAGAACCGAAGGAAGCGCAAUGUCAGUCGCAGCUACAAUAACAACGGACUGAACAACAAGCGGAGGAAGAGCGUCCUGAUGGAGUCCGAUUGCGACUCACAUGCGCUGACCAACUCGGAGUCCGAGGACCAAGUGCAGCAGCAGCAACAGCCGCAUCCCCACCAUCAGACAGUGGAUCAGGCGGCUGGCCUGCUUCUGGCUUUGGCACACAACACAUCCUCUGCCAGCGACUCCUUCAAGUCGCCCACUCCCCAGCCGCAGCAGGGCACCCCGGCUUCCGUGAGCAGCGCCUGCCUACUGAUUGAGGCCGCCAUGGGACCGUUGGAACAGCCGCUGCAGUCGCCGUCAGCCAUGUCCUCUCCCGCCCCCAUGGGAGAGUUCAAGUACCCGCCAGGUGGGGCCAAAACCAAGAAGACACUUAUGUCCAGCUGGUUCCAGCAGGCAGAGCAGUGCGAAUCGCAGCAGUCCGGGUUGGACAGCCUUGUCCAGGCGGCCAUGUGUGAAAUCAACGGCGAGAGAGAGCAACUGAAGCAGCAGCAGCAGCAGCAACAACAGAUGAAAUCUUCGCCGGCACCGGCUCUCCUAAAGGUGGAGCAGUUCAUCCACCAGGCGGAAUCCACGACCGCAGCCCCACAGGCGACACCCAGGGAGCAGCUUCACCUCCCCUUGCAGAACAAUUCCUCGGUGAAGAAGCGAUGGCUGCGUCAGGCCAUUAGCGAGGAGACCACCCCGGAUCCAGAUGAGGGACUUCAGCAGCGGCAGUCCCCUGCUUCUGCCACUCCCGCACCACCGCACCAGGUGCACGUCGUCUCGCCACUGGCAAACGGAUUCAGCACACCGCUGAAGAAGCGUCGCUUGGUGAUUAGCAACGGAGCCACCGCCACAGACACAGCCGCAGCCAAUGUGGAGACGGAUGAGCCGCACAUUGAUGUGAUUGGUGAUGCCAAGGAUACCGAUGCCAUGGACGAGGUGGAUGUCGUUGUGCCGCUGAAGGUGGAGACGGAAACAGAGCUGCUGGAUGUGCAGAGCCACAGCCACAGCCACACCCAUCAUCUGAAUCAGAUCCAUCAGCUGCAUCACCAGGAGCAAGAUGAUGAUGUGGACAUUUUGCGUUCGCCCAGUCCUGGUGCCCAGCAAAUCGUAGCUGAAGACAAUCUGGUCAAGAUCGAGCCGGAGGACACCAGUGCGGCUGCCGAUGAUGUUAAGAUCGAUGUGGAGCGCGAGGAGAGCCAAGCCUGCGACAAGUUCGAGGAGAUGGUGAAGGUGAAGCGCAAGGAGGAGGAGGAGCGUGAGAAAAAGGAACUUCGUGAGACUCAGCCCCGGCCCCAGGCCCAGACCCAGCCCCAGCCCCAGACCCAGGUACAAGAAGAGCCAAAACUAGAGGCUAAAGUGGCACCGAAAGUGGAGCCACCAGUAAAGGGGCAGCCAAGCCAAGUAGAGGCCAAGCCGGAGACGGAGGCACCCAAGGUGGUGCAGCCGAAAGUGGAGCCCAAGCCAGGAGAGUCUCUGCUGCGCAGCACAGCUACAGCUGCAGCCACAGCCACAGCAGUAGCACCAGCACCAGGAGGUGCAAUCAAUUCCCGUCCGCUAACCCUCAAGAUAAGGGAGGAGCUGCCAAAGAAACCAAAACGAGAGCCAACACCUCCUUCAGCGAAGCCCCAGCUGCCAUCGCAGUCACAACAGCCACUAGCAGAAGCAGUGGCAAAGGCAGCAUUGCCGACCCUUGCACCAGCAGCAGUACCAGCAGCAAUCCCAGCACCAGCACCAGCACCAGUAAAAGCAGCUGCAGUUGCAGCUACAUCUGCAUCGAACAGCAGCACAAAAAGUCUCACCGAACUUGAUAUGCAGGAACGUUUGUUGUCCUUCCAUGAGCAGAACAUUUUCUACUUACAGUCAAGGAACAAGAAGGCGGCAGCAGCCGCUGCAGCAGCGGCGGUGGCUGUGGCAUCAUCGUCAUCGUCCAGUAACAAGAUCAGCAGCGGCAGCGGGACAGAGGCCAAGAAGUCAUCGUCUAAGGAGAAGGACGAAAAGCGGGAGAAGGACAAGCAGACGAAGAAGUCGAAAAAGGAGAAGAAAAAGUCCAAGGACAAGGAUAAGCAGAAAACCGCAGCCAGUCACACAGGAUCGCAAGUAGUUGUUGAGCAAAAGAAGAAAAACCAGCAGCAGUCACAGGCCCGACGGCCAGACGCCAAAGCUUCCUCUGCUCUGGCUGCUGCUGCACCUGCAGCUCCAGCUCCAGCUCCAGCUGUAGCCUCAAGUGCAGCAGCAACUCCCACUCUUCCGGUGGCCACAGCCAACGGCAAGACUAAGCACAUCGCCCACACACCCAACAACAACGUGGAGCAGCAGCAGCAACAACAGCAACAGAUGCGUCGUCGCACCAUGUCCAUGUGCGUGACACCCGUCACCCCGUCUCUUGCAUCGCUACCCACUUCAUUGCUGGCUCCCCCGCCGACAAAGAAACGCCAGACCAACUUCGAGCAGGAGUUGACCAAACCGAACAGCCAGAUCCUGAGCAGCAGCAUUCUCCUGAACAGCAGCAAGGCUCAGGGAGCCAGCACGGCCAUAGCCACAGCCUCUCCGAUGGUCGUCCAGCCGCAGCAGCAGCAACAACACCGCAAAGAAAACAACCACCAUGAGGCGAAUCCCGGAGGUGGUCCCAUGAGCCUGGCUGCGGCCAUCGCCAGUGGAAAGCUGACAACCAUCAGCCGCAGGAGGGAGUCCAUGUGCGGGAGUCGUCAGCAGGCGGCGCUCAUACAGGCCGCGCUCUUGAAGAAAGAAAAGAAGGAGAAGAAGUCGAAGAAGAAGGACCGCGAGAAGCGGAAGCAGGAGAAACAGGAGAAGCAAAAGAGCAAGGACAAGGAGCGCGAAAAGGGUAAAGGAAAGGGAAAGGAGAAGGAAUCCAAGCAAAAGGUCAACAACAACAUUCAACAGAAGCCAUCCACACCGACUGCAAAUCCCAUUCCCACUGUGGACCCACGCGCCACUCCGACGCCGAGGCUGACGCCAAAGGCUGCCCCCAUCCCAGUAUUGAUUACCCAGCCCAUUGCAACGCCCAUCCUCCCACAGGGACUGGCCUCCAAAAUGCCGCUGCCCUACUACAACACCAUCUAUGGCAAGCUCCAAGACCCGCCACCAGCCAGCAGCAGUAGCAGCAGCAGCAGUAGCAUGCCCAGCCUUGCCGAAUACCUGGCCUCUACGAAAUCAAAGGCGGCGGUCACGCCUACGCCCACGCCAGUGGUCCCCACCCUGGCCGUGGCAAAGCCUAGUCCUGGAGCAGGAGUCACGCAUGCCUUGUCCGCCAGUCCGGUCGUUACCUCGAAGGACAUGCCGCCGCCAACUACAACGCCUAUUAAGAUCUACACGCGGACCGCCAAUUGCGAUCCUCGGCUGAACCCCAUGCUCACGCAGCCCGAGCCCGCACCCAUGCCCAAGCGAAAGCUCUCCAUCAGCGAGUACCGCAUGCGGCAUCGUCCAUCGGUGGACACGGCGCCCAGUCCAGCCACUCCUACUACGCCUACCUCCAUUAAUGUUGGAUUUGGACAGGCGCACACAAUCAACAAGUGCUCGCUGCAGUCGCCUGAGCACUACCAGGCAGCCAUGCGCGAGCGCCGCAACUCGAUCAGUGUGCACCACCACCAGAACAUCAUCAGCAGCUUCAACAACAACACCCCCAGCAAGGGAAGUGCCAUUGGAACUGGGAUUGGGACAAGCAUUGGCAGCAGCAGCCUAAAGAAUCUGCAGCAAGUGCUGGGCGUCUCGGGUGGUGGACCGAUCAAGAAGCUACCCUCCGCUGCCACUACUCUGAGCAAUGUGAACUCAAUCCUGAGCACCGCCCAGAAGCUGAACAUGUUCGAUGACAAGCCCAGGAUGGAGCAGAGGGCGCCUCUUGCCAGCACUUCUAGCAAAUAUCAGCUUAUCCCUGGCGCAGGAGGACACUUCAAUGCUGCACCCACUCUGCUCGAGCAGCAGCAGGAGAAGAUGAGUGAACGGUCACGCAGCGCUCAACGCUUCAUGCAGCGAACCAUAUCCUGCGACUCGCGGGUGAUUGAGCGACUGGGCGCCGCUGGUGGUCCGGGCUCCACGAAGGUCAAUGAGAAGAUGACGGCCGCGGGAGGUAGGCGGGAUGGCGUCUGAGACGGACUCACGUAAAAGAAAAACGAACUAGUGCGGAAAUCGAGAAACUCCAACAAGAAACAACGAUAAUGAGAAAGUGCUGACGAAAUCAAUCGUUUGCCUCGUUACAGAUUCACUUCCCUUACACAAAACAAACAACAACAGAAACUUUUUUUUUUUUUUUUUUAAACGCUUUAAAUAUUUUAAAGAAAAUUCCGCAUUGAAAUAUAUAGAUAUAUACAUGUACAUGAUAUACACAUAUAUAUAUUUGUAUGUGUGUGCAAUCGAUUCAUAAAAACGAAGAGCGAGAUUUAAUACGCAACAGAUCCGAUACAAUCCACACUUAAUGUAAAUAAUGAAACGGAAUAACUUGCAAAGCAAACAAAAAACAACACAAAAAUUAAAAGAAACGAGACGAAACUAAACAAAACAAAACAAAAAUACAUAGCAGAAACACCUUUUGAAACACUAAUUAGUUAAUGAAUAGUCUCGUUUUUGUCACAGCAAACAAGCCAAUUCUAUUACUUACCGAGAAAGAAAACAAACAACCUACUAUUUACGAUACAUAGGGCCUAUAGAAUGAUACUAUAUACGAAUUAACUUACCUAGCAUGUAGUUUACAGAUUAGGCGGCGAAAACUGAAGUUAUUUGAGACGUUAGAGAGUCCCUUCUGGCAUCGUUUCGUUAUUAAAUAUGUAUUUUAGUACCUAAGUUGACUCAAACCAAGAGACGAGCUUCGAUAUAACCAAUGCAGUAGCGGGAGAGCCCAAAGCUGCGAGCAAGCAAAUGGGGGAGGCCUCCCCAUUUUAUUUCUUUAACUUUAAUUUCACACAUGGAACUACGUUUAAUUUAAGAAUAAACAAAAAAAUCAAUUAUUAAAACAUUUCAAUAUCAUAUUUACCCAAAACCAGAAAACACUGAUUAGCCAGAUUAAAACGCAAGCAAUACUCUUGAACUAAACAGAAUAGAACAGAACAGAACAGAAAAGAACAGAACAAAGAAACACCCAGAAAAAGCAAAUGUAAAUAAUACUUUAAAAAAAACACCAACAUAUAACAGAGAAUAAAAAAUGUAAACUAAUCUAUUAUCGACAAGAUACACACGUAAA
Molecule: messenger RNA, 11979 nt
Organism: Drosophila miranda
Lineage: Eukaryota; Metazoa; Arthropoda; Insecta; Diptera; Drosophilidae
Gene: upSET
Exons: 7
Coding region: 921-10892 (3323 amino acids)
Molecular function (GO): protein binding
Source: RefSeq, a predicted model, not a curated record